AUGUUCAUUUCAUGCCGAUCUUCGUCCUCGUCAAAGAUAUGGAUAACACGUCAAAUGCGUGAUAAAUAUAAAAAGAAAGCUGUGGCGCAUAAUUACCGAUCCCGAAGUGUUUACAAGCUGAUUGAACUCGAUCAAAAAUACAAAUUGUUAAAACCCGGGAAUGUAGUUAUCGAUUGUGGCGCAGCACCUGGUGGUUGGAGUCAAUACAUUGCACAAAAAGUGUUCCUUGAUAACAUAGAAGAAAAAAAUUCAUCUGUCGCAGAUGAUGACGAUGAUGAACUUAUGAUCACUAAUGGAAAGGAAAAACAAGCGGAGCAAGAAAAAGCAAGAAGUGGUCUUGUAAUUGCAAUCGAUCUGUUACCUAUUUUGCCUAUCCAUGGAGUAAAUGUUAUCCAAGGAGAUUUCACGCACGCACCCAUUCAAAAGAAAUUACGGGAUUUAUUAAAGGAUAGGAAAGCAGAUAUGGUGGUUAGUGAUAUGGCGCCUAAUUUUUCGGGACAACAUUUAACGGAUCAUGUCAAAUCUAUGGAUUUAUGCGAGGCUGCAUUAUCACUAUCUGACCAAAUCUUGAAAUCUGAAGGCAGUUUUUUGUGCAAGUUUUUGAUGGGUGGCACGGAAGAAGAAUUCAAGAAACAACUACAAGAGAGAUUCAAACAAGUUCGAUACGAGAAACCGGAUGCAUCGCGCGCGAAGUCAACGGAGGGAUAUUAUAUGUGUUUGGGGUACAAGAGCAAUAAAAACGAUUGA
Ambispora leptoticha is the source of this 747-nucleotide messenger RNA. Lineage: Eukaryota; Fungi; Glomeromycota; Glomeromycetes; Archaeosporales; Ambisporaceae. The record is from the annotation of a GenBank genome assembly.